GAUUUGUGUACCAAUCCACAGAGGAGGAGCUCGGAGUAAACGUCAUCAGUGCGCGACGCAGCGUGCAGGAUUGUGAAGGACGCCGACGAGAAGCUUGUGAUGAAAUAAGUCAAAUAUAAAGCUGUGUCAGGAGGACGCGGUAAAGAUGGCGGUGUCGUGUCUAACGCGGGCCCUGCGCUCCCUGGCUCUGUCCCAGCCUGCACUGCUCUCCCCGCAGGCAGUUGCAAAGACCAAGCUGGGAGCUCAGGUAACCAGUACAGUCGGGCAGUGCAGAGGCUUCCUCACCACGGCCUCUCUGGAGCAGAACAGGACAUUUUGGAAGCAGAGGGAGAAGUACACCACGACGCCUAUAGGGAUGAAAAAGACAGGAGGCAGAGAUAAAUCAGGAAGGAUACGGACACAUGGCAUCGGCGGUGGCCAUAAACAGAAAUACAGGUGGAUAGACUUCCAGCGCCUGCGCUACGAACCGGACCGAGAGGCCCAGCCCUUCGAAGAGAAGGUUGUGGAAGUGCGAUACGACCCAUGCAGGUCUGCUGACAUUGCUCUGGUAGCUGGAGGCAACCGCAAAAGAUGGAUCAUUGCUACAGAGAACAUGCAGGCUGGAGACGUCAUUAAAACAUCUGGAAUUAUUGGACGCAUGGCAGUCUCAGCCAAUGAGGGUGAUGCCUACCCACUGGGAGCUCUUCCCGUGGGGACACUGGUGAACAACCUAGAGGUCCAACCAGGGAGGGGAUCGGAGUACAUUCGUGCUGCAGGCACUAGUGGAGUUUUGCUUCGUAAAGUAAACGGAACAGCAAUCAUUCAGCUUCCUUCAAAGCAGCAGGUUCAGGUGUCGGAGACCUGCAUGGUAACGGUGGGGCGCGUGUCAAACAUCGACCACAAUAAACGGAUCAUCGGCAAAGCUGGACGCAACCGCUGGCUUGGAAUCCGCCCUUCGAGCGGCUUGUGGCAGAGAAAAGGAGGCUGGGCGGGACGCAAGAUUAAACCGCUGCCUCCGAUGAAGGUUUACGUCAACAUGCCCUCUAUCUCAGCUAAAUAACACGAUGGGAAACGUUCGGGACCGGAUCACUUGUAAUGCUAUGUUUGGUUCUUAAAAAUCAAGUCGACUGUUUGGAGAGAAAGUUCAAUAAAGACGAGCUUUUUGUACAGAAGAUUAAAAAUUUUAUUAAACACAACUGCUUGUGAGCAUGGAAAGAAACGAAACAAUAUAAAAAUCCAAAGCAUAUUUACAUCUAUAGUAAAACAUGCGGAGUAAUCCAUAUUUUUUAGUGGUAAAUUUAAAAAUACUGUCAUGUCAUUUAAAAUAGGGUUUGUGCAAAGACACUGGGUGGCAUUUCAAGUAACAGGAGCAACGAGAUGGCAUGUUAUUGUAAUUUGACCAUUAAUGAAAAAACUAACACUGAUGUUAAGUUCAUUUGUUGCUGUGCUAAAUUUUGAUGACAAAGUGAGCAUGCCUGCUCAUUGAUCCAGUCUUGUAAAACACCCCCAUGCUACCUCUAGAUUUAGGG
Messenger RNA from Etheostoma cragini (Arkansas darter), 1508 nucleotides. RefSeq names its product mitochondrial ribosomal protein L2 (gene mrpl2). Lineage: Eukaryota; Metazoa; Chordata; Actinopteri; Perciformes; Percidae. Gene Ontology annotation, cellular component: ribosome. The coding region runs from base 146 to 1039 and encodes 297 amino acids. The record is from RefSeq and is a predicted model, not a curated record. Gene Ontology annotation, biological process: cytoplasmic translation. Gene Ontology annotation, molecular function: structural constituent of ribosome; RNA binding. The transcript has 8 exons.